Molecule: messenger RNA, 4817 nt
Organism: Pseudonaja textilis
Lineage: Eukaryota; Metazoa; Chordata; Lepidosauria; Squamata; Elapidae
Gene: RTTN
Product: rotatin
Biological process (GO): centriole-centriole cohesion; ciliary basal body organization; centriole replication
Cellular component (GO): ciliary basal body; centriole; centrosome
Source: RefSeq, a predicted model, not a curated record
CUUAGGGUUAUGCAAACACAGAAGAACCUCUAGGUAACUGUAUUCUCACCCUGAGUGAAACAACGACUGAAAAUGAAGAGAUUCUCCCAAGAACUACAAGGCUAAGAGCCUCUCUACGUCUUUUCUUCUCAAAAAAGCCACUAGUUCGUUCUGUGGCACUCAAACAGUUAAUGUUUCACUUGAUGGAAGAAGAAGAGUCCCAUCUGAAGCGUCCCCUUUUGCAUGGCAGCAUUCUCUCAAGUAUUUCUAACAUCCUUAUUGUGGAAAGGCCUAUUGAACUCAAGCUGGAUGACACAAGAGAAUCUGUUUUUAAGGCUGAGACAGUUGAAAAACUGUACAGUAUCUUUAUAUCGGACACCAUUGAUUUGACUUUGAGGAAGUCAGCAGCUGAGCAAUUAGUCAUAAUCAUGCAAGAUUCUAAAUUGCAUCCAAUUAUCAAAAAUAUGGGCGCAGUGGACAGAAUUCUUGCUUACUUUACUAAGUGUGUUGCUCAGAAUGGCAAGAUCAUGAACUGUAUGAUGUUGCCAUGUCUUGCGCUUUUGCGGAAACUUCUCUCUGCUGAUCCAGUCAAACGCCUGUUAUUGGCUUACCAGUCUUCUGUCUUGCUUGUGUUAUUUAGAGUUGCCUUGAUAUUCCAAGAUUAUGAUGCUAUCACGAGUGAAACAGCAGUAUUACUUUGUCUACUACUUUUUGAUGAAGCAGCAAGGAAAGAGAUGUGGGCUGAUACUGUUUCCUGUGAUCCUUCCAGCAUUUCCCACUUCACCUUGCCUGUUGCUGUUGUAAGGAGGUAUCAUCUACCUAUUAAACUCUCUGCACAUCAUGCUGUCAGUCCUAACUCAGUGGUGUUACCAUUUUCUUGUGAAUUCUGGGCUUCAAAACACGUGUCAGAUAUGCUAAAAAUGGCUUGGAACUUGUCUUGGUUCCAUGGAGCAGAUAAUUUAGUUGCACUUGCCAGUUAUGAGACAGCAGCAGAACAAUUUUCCAGCACUUUAAAGCUCUCCUCAGAAGAUAUUAAUAUCCUUAAGUUAACGUGUGCAACCUUCGGUCUGCAGGAUUGUUUUAAUGCCAUCACUCAAGCAGCAUCCCACAGGGAAGUUAGGGCUGCUGUCACAAAAAUGAUUUUUUAUAUUUUGAACGAUAGACUGGCAUUAAUGUGCAGCGGUAGUCCUGGUGGAGCCACUUUCAAAUCGUUGGCUUGGCAAACAGCAUUAAGCAGGUUUCUUCAAGUGCUUCCAGCGUCUUCAGAGGAUGAAAAACUUUUGGCUGAUGUCAUAUCUUUUUUAAACAAGUUUAUGAAAGAACAGAAGAAUAUUUCAGAGUUUGAGCACCUAAAAUGGAUCCUGGACGUGGCCCUGAAGCAUAAUCCAAAAUCUCUAUUAGAUCUUGUGGUACCACCAGAAUCUCCGGCCCAAGAUGAAGCUGAUGAGCUAAAGACAGCUGUAAGACAACAAUUGCAGAAAGAAUUGAUUGCUUUCUUUAAUACACUUCUACUCCGUUUCAUGUCUGUUACUGACAGGAAAGAUUUGGAACUUACUGGCUAUUUCCGAACAGAACUAGCUUUGAAGCUUCUGCAGUAUUUGCGAGUAACAGAUGCCCCUCAUUUCUAUGGAUUACCGUUUUUGGAAAGGACAUUAAAUAGUAUGGUUCAUGUCACAGCAUUGCCAGGCUGGAGUUCAUACUCUGUCACAGUGGAGCCAUUCAUGAUUUGCAAGAAAUAUUUAGCUGGGCUUCUUGAGGUCAUCUCAUCUUUUUAUGUUGAGUGGGGAGGCAAUGCCAUGUCUUUCAUGGGAAAAGGUGUUACCAAGAGUGCUGUCCUUUGUUUGCUUCACUUGUCCCAUGAAAUGAGUGUUCAGGCUCUAGAUGAGGAUUGGGUUUCUCUCUGGUUCUUGCCAUAUGAUAUCAGUGAAGAACAAGGUCAAUUUCGUCAAGGCUUAGCGUGGCUUAUUCCAUUAUGGGUAGAUAGAGACCCCGAGGUAAAGUUCACUUCACUUGCAAUAGGAUCAGCGCUUACGUCACUAGACAGGGGCUGCUUCGCUUUAGCAGAAAGUUGCCAGAACAUAUCAGGAGGAUUAUGGGGAACUGUAAUUAACAUCCUCCUGGAUAAAUCAGAAUGCAGCAUGGUGCGAAGAGAGGCUGCAUUUAUCCUUCAGAAUCUUUUAGUUAUCCCACUACCCACUGAAGAAGCUAAGGACUCCAAUUGGCAGGGGCCUUGUGUACAUGAUGAAGCAACUGGUCUAUCUCUGUCUGGAAAACCUGCGCUGCAGGCCUUGCUCUAUUAUUGCCACUUCUAUGAGCAUUUGAAUGAGAUGGUAAAGGUAUGCUACCUGGGUCGGUAUACAUUUGAUGUGGAUUUUUCCUUGGGAGAUCAGCUGGUAUCAACAAAGAAUGGCAUGAAUGACUUUGAAGAUUCUCUUUCUGCUUGGAGAGUCCAGAAUAGUGGGAACCAAUCUCCAAGUUCUCAGUCAACUACUGAUACUUGGAUAAUUUCAGCAUCACCAUCACCGGGAUGUGCUAUGGAAGUAGAAGCACCCUCUUCGCCAGCUGUUAGUCUGAUUCACGAUGCAUCAUUGAACCGACUCGUAACUCAAGGUCAGAGCGACAGAACCACAACUGCAUCUUCAAGUCCACAUGUUUUCCCAGAGUCUGUCAUUAGACCUAAUCAGUGUAUGGUAGUCACGCCUCCUCUCCUUUCAGCUGUGUGUGGUGUGUUGGACAACCUGCUUGUUGUUUCUCCAAAAGAGACUACAAUUGCUCUUCGGAGAGCAGAUACACUAAUUUCUCUCAGUAGUCUUGUAAAUUCUGGCUUGCUGGAGAGAUAUAUCUUUGAAAUGAAGGCUCCUCCAUCUUGGCCAUCUCAUAAGGAAUAUUCCAAAAUGCAGAUUUUAUUUCUACUGGAAUUUGUUUCAUCAUUUUCUCAACUGUUGAGGUCAUGUUUGUUGGUGGACACUCAUCUUGUGUUGCAAGAUGAUUUAUUGAAGCCUCUUUUGGAAAAGUUCUUCGUGAUUCUUUCCUUUAGCUCCAAGGACAGCAUAGGACCUGAAUUAUCAUCUGCAGUUCAUCGAACAUGGGAAGACCUACUUGUUUUUUUAGCUAUACUGUUAAGGAAAUGUGGUCAUAGUGCACUACCAUUUGUAUCUGUCGCGUUAGCAAAGCAUUGGGCUUCUGUAAUAGAUACACUAUGUGAAUGUAUCCAUCUUUCUACCAGAAAACCGAGUUUGUGUAUGGCCUCCUUAUAUUUCUUAGCCCUUCUUUUUGCUGAAGAAGGGAAAAGAGAGUUCAACAAUGAUGAGGACGCUUGCUAUCAGCCAACAGUGUCUUUCCUUCUUGAUGAAAAGAAGAACCAAUCAUCUGUAACCAAGCUUUGUGAAUUACUCAUUCAGACCUAUGAAGUAAACUCUUUUCAAGAUAUGGUAAAAAAAGUUUCUGCCAGUGCCUUGCUUCCCUUUUUAGCUGUUAGUAGAAGUGCCCAGAAAUGUGCCCUGGAAGCCAACCUCAUCGAGACUGGCUUGGAACAGAUGAAACAUGUUUAUACAGAACUGAAUCUAGCGUCCUUGAAGCUUGGAAAAGCAAUCCAAAGAAAAAAGGAAGACAACCUCAGCAGAGAAUUAAAACUUGCCAUGCAGCUCCUAAGAAAUUGUUUCUUUCGAAAUGAAGCCUGCAAAGCAGCAGCCCUUGGAACUCAUCUCAUUCCUAUUUUGCAUUCUUUGUGGCCUUGGCUUUUAAUGGACGAUUCCUUGAUGCAAGCAGCCUUGCAUUUGCUUUGUACCUACACUGCAAACUAUCCUUCAGGCUGUGCUUCCCUUUGCGUGGCAAGUAGCAGCUUGUGCUCUUUCCAGACAACGCAAAGAACGGCAGCUGGGAACCCACUUAUGCAUAACAUCAUGAAGUUAGCAACUCAAACUCUGUCUGAGAACGGCAUCAUUCAGCAGAUGACAUUUAAUCUUCUGGCAAACCUGGUUGUAUCUCAAGACUGCAGAGGUGUUCUUCAGAAGCACAAUUUUCUGCAGAAUUUUUUGUCGCUAUCAUUGCCAAAAGGAGGAAAUAAAAGCCUCAGCAUGCUGGCUAUUGCUUGGAUCAAACUCUUACUGAAUUUAUCAUUUGGAGAAGAUGGACAGCAAAUGAUCAUGAAAUUGAAUGGUGGCUUGGAUCAACUUAUAGAGAUGGCCAAAUAUAAACACCGAAACAACCCAGACAUGAUCCUUCUGAUUCUGCACAAUAUCUGCUUUAGUCCAGCCAACAAACCCAAGAUACUAGCAAAUGAUAAAGCUGUUGCGUUGCUAUCUGCCUGUCUGGAAAGUGAUAGCCUUGCAGCUCGGAGAAUAGGAGCAUCUGCAAUUUGGGCUUUGCUUCACAACUAUCAGAAGGCAAAAGUGACUUUGAAGAAUCCAUCGAUAAAAAGAAGGGUGGAUGAAGCUUUUAUGUCGGAAAAGAAAUGUCUUCAACAGCCACAAGAAAGUCAAGAAGAAACAUACCACAUAAAGUGCCUGGAAACACUUGUACAGCUUCUCAGCUCUUGAUAGACACCAUGUUAACAGAGGACACCUCACCUGGACUGGCUUUUCCAAAAAUCAUGAGAACUAAAAUGACAUAUUAAAUAUUAAAUCUCUUGUAUUGGAUUAUCUACUAAGAAAAGGAAAUUUUGCACAGUUUUCAACUUAAUAAUAGGAGAGAUCAAUCCGAAAAAUGUAUAGUAAAUAUCUCCAUGGAAGAGCUGUUCUAGCAUUAUGAUGUUACAGACAGAUGUAAGAAAGUAAUGAAGUAGCUAAUUGUAAAUUGUAAUUAUGUGAAUAUAUAUUUUUGCAAUGUUUGAGCUUGUA